CUCAUACAGUAAACACUCAACUCAUUGUUUACAGUCGGACAGUGACACAGCACCCAGCAGCAUCUGCUUAUAUUACAAGUUUGUAAAGUUGUAAAGGAAUUAAUUUAACCGCUGUACUUUUUACUUAUCACUAUAAGUGCUCGCUAAUAUUCGUUCAUAUCAGCAUUAGUUCAACGAUAUUAAAAGUUUUGUGCGCUAACGCCUGUUACUGGUCGCUAGCUAAUCGGCUAACUUCUGGUGAAUGGGACUCAGCUAAAAUUACGGAAGUUACCUUUAAAGUUACCUCUUUCUUUCAACAUGGAUGAGGCCGGCCCUUAUCCAGUCAAACUAUACAUCUACGACAUGUCCAAAGGCAUGGCCCGCCAGCUGAGUCCUCUCAUGCUAGGCAAACAGGUUGAUGGGAUAUGGCACACUGCUAUUGUGGUCCAUGGAAAUGAAUAUUUCUUUGUUGGAGAAGGCAUCAACAGCUGCCCACCUGGUGGCACCCCCUUAGGUGAACCUGACUCUGUCGUUGACCUGGGCUUCACUGAAGUGCCUACAGAGAUAUUCAUGGAACAUCUGACAUCACUAGCAGAGUCCUCCUACAGAAAAGACACAUACAACUUGUUUGAGCACAACUGCAACACAUUCAGCAAUGAGGUGGCACAGUUCCUUACAGGUAGAAAGAUACCGUCGUACAUCACAGACCUGCCGUCUGAAGUACUGUCCACGCCGUUUGGCCAGGCGCUCCGCCCCUUACUGGACUCCAUCGUUAUCAAUCCUGGAGGCAACAACAUCACUGGACAGCGUUAGAGAGUGGGAGGACAAAAAAGGAAAGCAAUAACAAAACAAAAGGCUUCUAUACAGUAAGAGGGAGAGAUUUAUUCCCAUUACUAACCAUCAUCUACAUCCUCAUUCUGAUUUAAGUUUAGUUUCGAUCCAGUAUCACUGAUUCAUUACACAUCUUUGGAUUUCUGUUUCAAAUAUUUUUCUUAUUAUUAUUAAGGUGCUUUAUUAUUAUUACUACAGUUGCCUUUAAGUAGUUUAAAUAUAAAAUGAUGGAAUGUUUAAAAGACCACAUGGGUUUAUUAUUAACAGUAUCAUAUAUUCUUAAUACAGGUAUUUAAAGAGUAAGCUCUAAACAAAUGGAGCCUGAAUUAUACCUUUUUAAUGUUAUCAUUAUGGCCUUCCCCCUCCCUUCCACGUCAGCCCAGUGCCCCCACAUGUUUACCCUGCACACUGGGGCUUUAUUCAUUUAAAGUGAUACAUACCUUUCAUACAUCCAAGGUUUUGUGUAAUCCUCUCAAUCACAAAACAGUAGUUCAAACGUUAAAUAGAUUGUAUCCAAGAUUCUCAUCGAGGAGCAUGUAAUGAACACGUAAUAUAGGAAUGUGUUUUUUGUAAUACAGGACCAAUCAUCUGUACAUGUUUCAGUUGCCUUACAUUUAGAGUUUGUGUACUUAUAUGAUUGAGACAGGCAGGGUUUAUGCCAAAAGCCACUUACCUUCAUUAACACAUGGGCAUUAAGACAACCACUCUUAAUAGCGUUUAAUCUUUGUUAAAUCUUGGCUUCAAUAAAAACAUGAGUUUGUUUGACUUAAAGUACUGCCUUUCCUAUUCUCUAUAUACAUGUGUGUAUUGGCACACAUAUUACACCUGUUGUAAAUGUAAAAAUGCAUUAGUAGGAAGGGGAGGGAUUCUACUGUUAACAGGGCUUAAAGAUAAUCUGACAAUCUGCACUUUGUGUCUGAAAAGUUUACAUUAAAAUAUCCUUUAUAUCCUGAG
This is a messenger RNA of Betta splendens (Siamese fighting fish), 1764 nucleotides long. RefSeq names its product desumoylating isopeptidase 1b (gene desi1b). Gene Ontology annotation, molecular function: peptidase activity. Gene Ontology annotation, biological process: protein modification by small protein removal. The coding region runs from base 298 to 792 and encodes 164 amino acids. The transcript is spliced from 6 exons. NCBI's taxonomy places the organism in Eukaryota, Metazoa, Chordata, Actinopteri, Anabantiformes, Osphronemidae. The record is from RefSeq and is a predicted model, not a curated record.